This is a messenger RNA of Siniperca chuatsi (mandarin fish), 3661 nucleotides long. RefSeq names its product docking protein 7b (gene dok7b). The transcript has 13 exons. Lineage: Eukaryota; Metazoa; Chordata; Actinopteri; Centrarchiformes; Sinipercidae. Bases 91 to 2412 code for a protein of 773 amino acids. Gene Ontology annotation, molecular function: protein kinase binding. The record is from RefSeq and is a predicted model, not a curated record. Gene Ontology annotation, biological process: neuromuscular junction development; positive regulation of protein tyrosine kinase activity.
CUCUCUGGACUGGGGUCGAGGCUACGUACAAGGCACACACACACACACACACACACACACAUACACAGCUGCUCGGAACCAUGACAGAAGAUGACGGAUACAGUUGUCGCGGAGGGACAAGUCAAGUUUAGAGAUGGAAAAAAGUGGAAGACUCGGUGGGUCGUUCUUCGGAAGCCCUCUCCGGUCGCAGACUGUCUGUCUCUGCUGGUGUAUAAGGAUAAGAAGAAAGGGAAGGAGAAGGGCCACAAGGAGAGGCUCAAUGUGACACUGGAGGGGAUCUGUGGUGUGGAGCCAGGGCCCGGGUAUGACGGGGUAUCCUACACCCUCUCCAUCCUCUGUCUGGCACACACGCUGGUCCUGGGCUUCACCAGCCGAGAUGCCCUGCUGGCCUGGGAUGCACGCGUCUGCUACAGCCUCGGAGAAGUCCACAGGUUCAGCGUCAAUGUCGAGCCAGGUACCAAACUGGAAAGCGGCCCCGCCUCCCUCCACCUGUGCAACAACCUAUUGGUCCUCACCAGAGGCGUCCCUCCUGACGUCAUUGGCCACUGGAAGUUGUCGGCCUUGCGUCGAUAUGGUGCAGUGACAAACGGCUUCGUGUUCGAGGGGGGGACUCGCUGUGGAUACUGGGCUGGUGUUUUCUUCUUGUCCUGUUCAGAAGGAGAGCAGAUCAGUUUCCUGUUUGACUGCAUUGUCAGGGGCAUCACCCCCAGCAGGGCCCCCCACGGCAUGCGACCUGUCCUGCCAGUAGAUCCCAAUGCUGACCCAGUGUCAGCAGAGGAACGAAUCAACCAGGAGGCAUCAGAGCUGGAGAAAAGACUCAGCAUGUUGUCUCACUGCAGCCUAGCGAGCAGCACAGCUUCCACCUACAGCUGCAGCACAUCUGUUGCCGGGGACGACCAAAGCAGCAUCUCCAGUUCCUCCUCCAGCCAAUCAGAUGCGAGCUAUGGAAGCAGACUUCCAUUUUGGGUGGAGCCUUUAGCUAGACCGCACCUCUCCAACGAGACAGCGUCAAGCUCCUCCACGCUGAAGGCUUUGACCAGUUCAGAUGACCGGCUUUAUGCUACUGUGAUGGGAAGCUCCGGGACUAGUCCAUCCUCCGCCCAGCUCCACCCUCGUGGUCUCCAUGACAGCGGGCGGCAGAGCUCAUUAGACAGUGGGAUUGGGAUAGCGACAGGCAGUCAGUCGUCUUACUCAGGGAGCUUCUCUUCGUAUACGGGGAGUUUGGACACGACCAGCCAGGGAGGGGGGGAAGAGUUUGGCUCCUUGGCCAGCCUACCUGCUCCUCCUCCUCCUUCUUCACCUCCUUCUGUUCCUCCCCCUUCUCCUUUUCAAUCCACACUCACCCCAGAGAACAGUUCUGCUACUUCCUCUUCCUCCCCUUGUGCCUCCAGGUCUAGCUCUUGUGCGUCUUGGGGGCGCAGUGAGGAGUAUCAAAUCCCCAGCCUGCUUAGACUGCGGUAUGACACCCCCAGGAAUCUGCUCCAGAGCCUGAACCUGAGGGAACCCUCCGCUAGAGAAGACCCACCUGAGCUGGGCAGGGACAGAAGGAGCAGUGGAGAUGGAGGGGAUAGUCAGGGACAAAGGUUCAGCAACAGCCCCACAGGACCCACGGCUCAGCUUCAGGCCAUGAUGCAGCGCUCCCACUCCUGGGGCAGUGAGAGGGCACCCUCUGUGGACAGUGAAGGAACGUCCACACAAAUAGCCCUGCUGGUGCCUGGAGACUUGGUUUGUGGAGGAGCACAGUGCAGUCAAGGUUUGGACAACUACAUUACACCAGAGCAGUGGCGGUGGACGAGGAACAGAUGCUUGACUCAGGUUGCCAACUCACCAUCAGGCCUGUCACCUUCUGCAGAUACACAAGAGCCUCCUCUCUGUGUGAGGGAGGAACAUGAUGACAUUGGGGAUGCUGGUGAUAAGUUGGCAGGUCUGAAGAGGUCGGUGCCCUCUCUGCCACCCUCUGGCCCUCCGCCUCUGCCUGUAGCAUUCAGCAUGCAUAGGCCAACAUCAGCCUGUGGUAUGUUCCCGUCUGCCCAUGAAGCUCCUCCGUCUGUGUCCCUGGACACUGGGCUCCAUAGUGACAGCACUGUUAAUUAUGUUAACAUCCCCAUUAGCCCCCUACCAGCUAAAACUAACAGAGAGCUCCUCUACUCGGAGCUGGACCUGCAGGAGCCCGGCUCAGCUCCAGUCUCCAGUCCGUACAGUGCUGUCAGAGGUAGCACUUUGCAGCUCUGCAGACCCAAAGAGGGCUCCAUCAGGUACGCCCACCUCGACAUCUCUGCCAUGGAAACAGCUCACAGAGUGGGGGCGGAGCAUGUUCAGGGCAGGGAGGACAGACUGACUCAGCUGGAGAGCAGGCGGCGAGGGCCACCAAACAGACUCUGCAACGCUCAACUCGAUGACACUUCAAAAUAGGUUUUUUUUUUUUAUUGCUGAUUCUCUCCAUCUCUCUGAAUAAGCUAUAACGCUCAACUGCAGUUGAUCAACAUACCAAUCGUUGUUGUACUUAAACACACCCACAGUUUUGCCUGUGUAAAGAAAUUCCCACUAACAAUCCAUUCCACUAAGAAUAAGAAGAAAAUAGGAAAUGUCUGGGAAGUCUCUUAUGCAGCUGCCAUCUUGGAUGUGUUUUGUGUUCUGUUAGUGUUGUAAUUUCUCAUAUACUUGUACUUAAAUUAGUGUGUCCUGCAUUUCUCUUUAUGACUUUCACCCUACAAAUGUUUUUUUUGGCUGCAUGGCACUUGUCUGCUGAGGUCUGCCUUUUUUAAGAUUCUCUCAGGAUGACUGUUGCUUUGGUAUAAAUGGCCUUAAUUAUGAGGGAAUGGCACCAAAAACAAAUGUUUACCACUGAUAUUAUAGAUACAAGACGAAGAUAGACAGCAGCUUUGCUUCGCGUCAAGCUAUAAUUUGUUAAGAUGGAAUUUCUUUUAAAUUUACUUUCUUCAGACUAUUUGGGCCGGGCUCUAUUAGUUGUUACCUCUCUUACCAAGAGGUCACAAACUGCUGUUAUUUAAAUUCAAAUUAUUUAUCACAGGGUUGAAGCAGAAUAUGAUCACAUAAUGAGAUCAAGCCCCACUCAUCGCACUGACACCUUACAAACGACUGUUAAGAGUCCCAGCUGGCUUGGCUAUCAUUCCACAUCAGAUCGUAAAAGCAUUUGAUUGAAAUAAGCAUCUUAGAGUUGUGCAAAUUACAUUAAUCCAGGCCCAUGUGGCCCAAGCAGGACAUGACUGAGUAAUCAGCCAGCCAGUAACAUUAUUCAUCACAGUAAUCAAUGUCUCUGCUUCUGCUCUGUGAGAGGGCAGGAAUUGAUAAAUGGAAAAGCACAGUGUGUGUUCCAAUUUCUCACCUCCCUCUUGAUAUCAUCAGGACAAAUUGUCCAAUAUUUGACGCUAAUUUAUUUUUAUGGUGGCAGUUCCCCACCGGUGUGUCUGAGGAGGAGACGAGGAGAAAGAAACAACAUGAUGAUGAGUUAGAAAAACUUAACAUUUUACCAAGAAUAGCCUGUUAAUGUCACUACAGGGACUGCUUUCCUCGACAGGACUUGUAAAUAAUAACUGCAUUUAUUUAUGCCAAGACAAUAUGAAUAAUAUUAAACUAUAUUUUUAAAAUAUGACUGUUUGUAUGUUGUUGGCAACACUGAAUAUUAAAGAUUGCUGUUACA